AGGAAGAAGCGCCAGAAUGGCGCUGAUUGGCUCGGAUGAGGGCGGGAACUCUGCAGUGGGCGGGGCUUGAGGCGACGCUGCUCGGUGCAACUCCAUUCUUCGUUUUUUCAGUGCUGAGAUUUUGGAGCAGCGGAGCUGAUUCGUGCGCACCGGGGCUCUGAAAUGCGCUGUAAACUCUCCAGCCAUGGCCACAGUGAUACUUUAAACGGCAUGGGCGCACGCACGAAGUGCUACCACCCACACAGCAAACUCGUCGUUUUAUGAAUAGAGGAAUUCGCUUUUCUUCAGCCACUUUGCAUGGCAAGGAGGAGCCCCCCGUGUGCAGCAGCAGCAGCAGCGUAGCGAGGGACUAGCUAGGGCUGAGAGAGAGAGAGAGAGAGAGAGACAGAGAGAGAGAGCGCAGGCAGGUGUGUGAGGUGACUUGGUGGUCUCCUGGGUUGAGGAAAGCAUUAGAGACACUGCUCGAUGCAACAGCGGGGACAUUGUGUUCUUUUACAAAACUGGUGAAAAUAAGACAAGAAGAAAAGACAAGACAAGACAAAAAAGAAAACACCAACCCGCUGCGAGCUGUGCCACAGGAGCUCUCGCGCGAGGCUCCGCGACAUCUCACUGGAUUUCUACUUCGUUAAUAAGUAGUUGCCUCAGGAAAAAUGUCGUCUCAGACGAAAUUUAAGAAGGACAAGGAGAUCAUUGGAGAAUAUGAAACGCAAGUUAAAGAGAUCCGUAAUCAGCUGGUGGAGCAGUUUAAGUGUCUGGAGCAGCAGUCGGAGUCUCGGAUCCAGCUGCUGCAAGACCUGCAGGAGUUUUUCCGCCGCAAGGCAGAGAUUCAGCUGGAGUAUUCCCGCAGCCUGGAGAAACUGGCCGAGAGAUUCUCCUCCAAAAUCCGCUCGUCCAGGGAGCACCAGCAGUUCAAGAAAGAUCAGCACCUACUCUCCUCAGUAAACUGCUGGUACCUGGUUUUGAAUCAGACUCGCAGAGAGAGCAGAGAUCACGCCACGCUCAACGACAUUUACAUCAACAAUGUCAUCGUCCGCCUGGCUCAGAUCAGCGAGGAUGUCAUCAGGCUUUUCAAAAAGAGUAAAGAAAUUGGUAUUCAGAUGCAUGAAGAGUUGGUGAAAGUGACGAACGAGCUGUACACUGUGAUGAAGACAUAUCACAUGUACCACACGGAGAGCAUCAGCGCUGAGAGCAAACUGAAGGAUGCUGAGAAGCAGGAGGAGAAGCAGUUCAGCAAGUCUGGGGACCUAAAUGUCAACCUGCUGCGGCAUGAAGAGCGGGCGCAGCGCCGCAGCUCUGUCAGGAAGAUCGAGAAGAUGAAGGAGAAGAGACAAGCCAAGUAUUCUGAAAACAAGCUGAAGUGCACAAAAGCUCGCAACGACUAUUUAUUGAACCUGGCAGCCACCAACGCUGUGGUGGCAAAAUACUACAUCCACGAUGUCUCGGAUAUGAUUGAUUGCUGUGACCUUGGGUACCAUGCUAGCUUAGCCCGCACUUUCAGGACCUAUCUCUCAGCGGAGUAUAACCUGGAAACAUCUCGCCAUGAGGGUCUGGACCUCAUCGAGAACGCAGUGGACAAUCUGGACUCCCGCAGUGACAAACACAAGAUCAUGGACAUGUACAACCAGGUGUUCUGCCCGCCAAUGCGCUUCGAAUAUCUGCCUCACAUGGGUGACGAGGUGUGUCAAGUGAGUGCACAGCAGCCAGUUCAGACAGAACUCCUAAUGCGCUACCAUCAGCUGCAGUCUCGCCUAGCCACACUGAAGAUCGAGAAUGAGGAGGUGCGCAAGACCUUAGAUGCCACCAUGCAGACACUGCAAGACAUGCUGACCGUGGAGGACUUUGAUGUGUCCGAUGCCUUCCAGCACAGCAGAUCUACAGAGUCGAUUAAAUCAGUGGCCUCUGAGGGCUACAUGAGCAAGCUGAAUAUCGCCAAACGACGGGCCAACCAACAAGAGACCGAGGUCUUCUACUUCACUAAAUUCAAAGAGUACCUGAACGGCAGCAACCUCAUCGUUAAACUGCAGGCCAAGCACGACCUGCUGAAGCAGACGUUGGGGGAAGGAGAAAGGGCUGAAUGUGGAACCACAAGGCUCGUUGUCCAUCAGACAAUGUUGACAAGAGUACCAUCAUGCCCCCUCCCAACUUUUAGCUCCAUCUUCACAAGACCCCCCACCCUUCCCCCUAAACCACAGAAACUGCGGAAGCCCCGGCCGCGCUCCGUCUAUAAUCAUAAGCUUUUUAAUGGAAAUAUGGAGUCCUUCAUUAAGGAUUCAGGCCAGCCUAUUCCUCUUGUGGUGGAGAGCUGUAUUCGAUACAUCAAUCUGUAUGGCCUUCAGCAGCAGGGCAUAUUCAGAGUUCCCGGAUCUCAGGUGGAAGUCAAUGACAUUAAAAAUUCAUUCGAAAGAGGUGAAGACCCACUGAUUGAUGAUCAGAGUGAUCAUGACAUAAACUCGGUGGCAGGCGUUCUGAAGCUGUACUUCAGAGGGCUCGAGAAUCCUCUUUUCCCCAAGGAACGCUUCCUAGACUUCAUCUCCACCAUCAAGCUCGAGUCAUCUGCUGAACGAGUCCAUCACAUUCAGCAGAUUAUAGUCACUCUUCCUCGCACCAUCAUCAUCGUCAUGAGAUACCUGUUUGCGUUUCUCAACCACUUGUCCCAGUACAGCGAUGAGAACAUGAUGGACCCCUACAACCUGGCCAUCUGUUUUGGCCCCACACUGAUGCCCAUCCCUGAUGGUCAGGACCCUGUGGCCUGCCAGGCCCACGUCAACGAGGUCAUCAAGACCAUCAUCAUCCACAAUGAACUCAUCUUCCCUGGCCACCGCGAGCUGGAGGGCCCUGUCUAUGAGAAGUGUAUGACUGGAGGAGAGGAGUACUGUGACAGUCCUCACAGUGAACCAGGCACCAUUGACGAGGCUGACAACGGAACUGAGCCACACACUAGCGAUGACGAGGUGGAGCAGAUUGAAGCCAUUGCUAAGUUUGAUUAUGUCGGGCGGAGCCCGCGGGAGUUGUCCUUUAAGAAGGGAGCAUCGCUGCUGCUGUACCACCGGGCGUCAGAGGACUGGUGGGAAGGGAGACACAACGGGGUUGACGGCCUCAUACCUCACCAGUACAUUGUAGUGCAGGACCUGGAUGACGCCUUUUCUGACAGUCUGAGUCAGAAAGCAGACAGUGAAGCGAGUAGUGGACCGCUGUUGGAUGAUAAGGCCUCGUCCAAAAACGACCUCCAUUCACCGUGUGAGCAGUCGCCUGAUUAUAACUUCAGUGGGGUGAUGGGCAGGGUGAGGUUGCGUUCAGACGGCGCUGCUAUUCCUCGCCGGCGGAGCGGUACAGAGAGCCACAGCCCUACGCGUGGCACGGACACUCCCCCUCGUGCCGCUGCCUGCCCCAGCAGCCCACACAAGGUGGCAGUGAGCAGAGGCCGAGUGGAGAGUCCUGAGAAAAGACGGCUGGGCACAUUUGGCAGUGCCGGCAGCAUUAAUUACCCCGAGAGAAAAGCUUAUCCUGAGGGCCACCCAUUGAGGCCCGGAUCAGGGGCCACACGCCACAGCAGCCUCGGAGACCACAAAAGCCUGGAGGCUGAGGCCUUAGCUGAGGACAUAGAAAAAACUAUGACCACUGCUCUCCAUGAGCUCCGGGAGCUAGAACGUCAGAAUACAGCCAAGCAGGCUCCAGACGUAGUGCUCGACACUCUGGAACCCCUGAAGAACCCUGUGAGCUCAGAACCGGCCAGCCCUUUGCACACCAUCAUGAUCCGUGACCCAGACGCAGCGCUGCGCCGUGGGAGCAGCUCCACCUCAGAGAUGAUGACCACCUUCAAACCGGCGCUCUCCGCAAGGCUGGCAGGUGCCCAGCUCAGACCUCCACCUAUGAGGCCUGUGCGGCCUCCCCCGACCCAGCACCGCUCCAGCAGCUCCAGCUCGUCCGGUAUGGGCAGCCCAGCAGUCACCCCCACCGAGAAGGGCUUUCCAAGCAGUUCAGCCACAGCGUCCUCCUCAAACACGGGAGAUAAACAAGGAGGGAGCAUGUAGCCCCACCAGAGUUGGGGUCAAAGCUGGAUAUAUAGCUUCCAAUCCUGGUGAGAUUGCAUCAAGCAUAUGAAGACCAAAAGGAGGGAAAAACGCUCCCCAGUCUUUUUUUGUUCUUAUUCUAGCUUUAGAUUUUUCAAAUUCUGAAUCAGCCUCAGAACACUCCAGAAGUGAGCCAAGGUUGCUAUGGCGACAAGGCGUGUGAAGUAUAUCAGCUAGCGCUCUGUGAAGCAUGAUGAAAGGUGAGGUGGAAAGGAAGAAAGUUGGGAAAGAAUAAAUGUGUCUUGGUAUAUAGAUGUGUGUACACAUACAGUAUACGCGUAUGUAGAAGCCUGUUACACAUAUGUGUAUAUAAAUAUGCAUACAGUAUAUAGUAACAUUUCAGAGCUUGUUUUUUGUUCCUUCUUUUUUGUUUUUUUACCUCACAUACUAUUGAUUGACCCUCUCUGGCAGGUCUUUUGCUUUUCACCAUGGACUUACUGUAGGUAGAGCAAUACUAAUUCAGUUUAGCAUUUGUUUCUCUCUGCACUGGUCGGCCAGAGUUGUUCAGUGAUUGAGGGGGAGGAGCCCCUACUUAGUCCCUCCCCCAAAACAAGACUUUGCAUUUAAAAGAAGACUGUCGCUCAAAGACUGCCCUGCCACAUGGCUACUUUUGAGCUGUUGUAAAUAGAGAUAUACUGUACUUGAACUUGUAAUGCCUUUUGUUUUGUAGUAUAAGGGAUGUUCAGCAGCAUAACAACAUAGCCAAGUUGUAAACAUAUAUGAGAUGCAGAAUCUGAAACCAAUAUACAUUACAAACUAAUUGUAAGAAACCUGUGGUAAAAAAGUAGUUUAACUUGUAUAUACUUUUUAGGUAGGUUCUUUUUUUAAUUGUUAAACAUGUACAUUUGUGGACAGAACAGGCAAGAAUGGCAUUUAUCCAAACAAAAACAAUCACAACCAGCAAACACAGAAAUAAUUCAUCAGUAUAGGUACUUCAUGUUAGCUAUCUGAGCCAUUAAUAUUAGUUCUGACUACAUUCAACUUCAUUCUCGUCGUUUAUUUUUUAACUAAAAUACUAAAUGCAUUCAAAUGGAGUCAGUUAUUCUUACAUGAAAAGAUUUCUUCAUUCACAGAUGAACUGGUAUAAGCAUCUUUAAUUUCUUUCGGUAUCUUUUGUUUCAAACAUAAUACAAUCUCAAAGUUAGUCAAGAAACUUACAACAAAACACACUGAAAAAACAGGGCUGGGAACAUUUAUCAAUUUGUUAAGAAUUAUCAAUGGCAGCCAUGAAAUUGAUAAGUAGAAUUCAUUAUUUACAUACACAUUUACAUACACAGCAUGAGUGAGUGUCACACUAGUAUGUUGCUACAUGGGGAAAACAGCAGCAGAAACAGUAUGUCGCAUUCUUCAUUAGUUUACUAAUUAGUCUUCAUGAGGUGUUUUCACGCUGAGUUUUACAGAUUUAAUGCACUAAAACCUUCACAUCAAGUCCAGUGUACCUCUUAUUUAACCCUGAGAAAGUUAAAAAACUAGGAAAAAAGGUAAAUGACCAGUUUCUGCUCUGCAGCGGCGUCUGAGUGUGUCUGUAUGUUUAGGUCUGUUUCAGCUCCAAGCUGUUAAAAUGAGCAAACAAAUGAGCAUCCAUGAGCUCUGAAACAAAAGACGACACGAGUUAAUGUUUGUGUUUUCAAAACUUGAUGUGGGUUUUUUUUCAAUCAUUUUUUGCUUUUGAAGCUUUGACUUGAUGUGAAAAGGCCUUGGGCAUUGCCCCCCACCCCCACCCACCCAUGGCACAAAUUGGAGUAAACUGUUCUAUACUGAAUAUGUAACUGAAAAAUACCCGAAGUAUUUAAAAUACCAAAGGUAUUAAAAUAGAUUAUAUGAUUAAUCAUAUAUAUGAUUUCAUCCCAGUUUAUUGAUUUUUCAAAAAUUGCUUUGAACCAUCCAUGACCAUUUCUGAAUAACUUACUGAGCAUUCCAGCAUCUGAUGUCUUUUAAGCCUAGAAUCAACUCUUAUUCCUGCCACAGAAUCAAGAAAAACUAGCCCUAGAUGUACCUACUUACAUACAUUAUCAUGUUGUUAAUGAUAUUACUCAGAUAUGUUAACUAGUUAUCAUAAAUCAUGAAUAUUCAUGUCAACCAUUGCUUUCUAAAGAAGCGAAAGGGCUCUACUACACUAUAUCUCUAGCAUUUAGAAUAAGUAGACAUUAACUAAUUAGUUCAGCUUUUGAUUUGACUGUAAAUCCAGGCUGCGUGGUCUCUGAUGGCAUUAAGAGAUGCGUUCUAACCCCAGACUGAGGAAUCACACGCUGUAGUAAACCAGCUCUUACUGGGAGCAUCUCAGCUGCCCUCAAUCUGUCAUAUGAUUUUCAGUUCAUCUUUAAACUGGUUUCCAGUCAUCCCCUCCUCCCCGCUGCUCUCAAAGGGGGGAAUUCCCGCUCUGGCACGAAAAUUGCCCGACUGACCCACUUAUCCGCUUCAGUCAAUUCAGCUUUAAUCUCAUCUUCAGCACAGAUAAUCAACCACGUCUGUAGUUUUGCCUUCUUAAUUGCCACCUCUUGCCUGUUCCGCUCGAAUCUACAGUAUGUAAUUGCUUGUAUAGCUGCAAAAAAGUGAAAGAAAGAAAAAAAAUCUGCUGGGAAAAAAAGUACUGUUACUGCACACUUCUCUUGAUUUCAAAUGUGAUGUGAUGAUGUGAGAGUCAAGCCCUUGUCUUAAUGUAUCAACAGCACAGACGUCUUGCCUUCUUUCUUUGUCUUGCUAUUUAGGCCUUUUGUUUUUGUUUCAAACACACACACACACAUCUCUGUGUGAGUCUUACCCGUUUAAUGUGCCAUACUUCUUUUAUUUUGCACUAUGUUUCAUCCAUAUAAUUGGGAAUCAUUCGUACCUUUUUUUACUGCUGGCAUUUGUGUCAGCAUUAGCACCCCGUAAUUAGCUGUAGCUAGCAGCUGGCUCGCGUCUGGAUGCCUCGGCCUUGCCCCCUGCAUGGACUUUCAUUCUGCAUGUGAGGGAGACAGACAUGCAUGUGCUUCCAUAAGCUAUUACACCACCACCUGCAGUGAGACUAGUCAAAGGCGAUGCGGUGGUGCAUACCACACAGUUAGUGAGUCCCUCAAAGAAAAACAAACAUCGCAAAGACGUGGAAAUCCAUCUGUCAGUAUUAAAGAAGCGCUGCAGCAUUUUUUUAGCCUAAUUACUACCUGCUGCAUGUGUACUGUAUGGUCAGUUACCACAGACAGUAAUUUCAGUGCAUUUCUGUAAACUUUGUAAAACUCACUGACUCAAUAUGCACUUAUAAUAGAAGGCAGUGGGCGGUUGCUGAAUUUCAUCAAUAAACAUCACAUGCAAAACACGUAUUUGUAGGACAAUUUGGUGAAUUCUACAGUCAAAAGUAUUUGUAAAUUAAGCUGUAAAUCUGUAUAAUUUAUUCUUCCAAAGGGAAAAAUUCAUCAAAAUUUACCAGUGUCAUUGUCAGUUUCCACGGAUUACUUCCUAACUACACCGGAAUACUUUUUGGCUAAAAUGACGUGGUGGUUUGAGUUUGUAUGGUGUGAUGUAGGCCUACAGUACUCGCUGAAUAGAACUACUAAUCACCACAUCACUCGUUCUGAGACCUCCCCCUGACUGCCAUUUGUCCUAAUCAAUGUGUCAUUUGUUCCAAGACCUUCCCCUGAACUGGGAUUGGUCCUAAUUACCACAGUGUUUAUUCUGAGGGCUUCUAGAGCUGCUGACACUGAGUUCUUUUUAAGAAUACUUAAAACAUCAUAGUCAUUGAUGCUUCGAUUUUGUUUAGUUCUUUCACUAUUUGUUUAGUUCUUUUUCAUUAUUAGUUCUUUCAUCAUUAUUAUACUGCCAGUUUAAGACAUCUAAGGCACUGGCAUUGUUAGAGUUCAACUGUAAAUUUGAAUUUGCGUUAUAUAGUCACAUCUUUAAAAUAUUUAUUCACUGAAUUCAGCAGUUGCCCAAUGUGUUCUAUUCUAAGUGAGCUUUGAGUCAGUGGCUCAGUUUUCUGUUCUCUUUUUUAGUACAGGGAUAUUUGUGAAAAUAUUGUCUGUGGUAAUUGAUGCUAUGACACAAAUGCAGCAGACAGAUUAGGCUGAAUAACAUUGAUGAAUUCCUCUAAUUCUUUUAACCCGUCCAGCCAGUUAGUGAGCGCAGCGUAAUGAUAAAGAGUGGGACACUCAGCUUCCAGACACUUAAAACUAGCCAGUGCUGUCUUAUAGUUGCAAUGUCUUCAGGCUUGACUCAGCAAAGCAUCCCUGGGACAGCAUUCUAGACUUAUGCACACCAUGAUGACUACAUACUAUAUUGAAUAGUGAUGUUGAUUAGUUGUCUAUUAGGUAGGUGCAGUUCUGUCUCUCUGACCCAUGACCAUCCAGCCUCAGUUUGUCUGGAAAGGCCUAAGGCUGCAGCUUCUGUCCUACACCAGUUACUGCACUGCCCUCUGGUGGACAGAAAAGGCACCGCCCAUCCUCCUCAUCUCAUCUGCUGUUGAAUGCUGGUAUUUAGAGGCUUAAUUAUAGGGUUAUUCUGAAGGCCAUUGAGUUUUUUGCUGUCUGUCUCUGCAGGUUAGGACCUUUUAAAAUUAGCAUUAAAGAGCUGUUAGCAGUUGGAAUGCAUUGCCGCUGCUUUGCACAAUGCACUGCAUGGUCUGUGUUGAAAGCCAACAGGUUCAUGGAGCCCCUUCUCUGUACCAAAACCAUUAACAUUGAUUUUGUAGGUUUAUUUUUGUAGUUUUAAGGUUUUUUCUGCCACUUUUAGUGUCAUUGAAUGAAUUAUGUUUGGACAAAUCUGGUCCUGGUAGUGUCUCCAAGUAUAAGCACAAACAGGAAAUUGUGAUUAUAGAUGACUGUGUGAUCUUAAUGUAAUGAGGAAGACUUUCCUAGUUAUCUUUGAGCCUUUGUGACAGUGUACGUUGACUUUUGUCAGCUGUUUUAUCAUCAGUGUUUUUGUGAUUUAUCACCUUAUAAUCACAUAACAUGUCCUGUCAUGAAAUCCUCACAUAUCAGUGAUUGUUUGCUAUUGUAGGAAUUUUUGACCUUCUUGCUGGAGUCACGAAAGCUGCCAUCCAUAUCAAGUGAAGUUUUUGGUAAUUGCCUUCUGUUUGUUCACCUCUACAUCAUCUUUAUCUGCAUUUCCUAAUUCCUUUCAUUUCUCUUUCCUCUUCGAUUGAGCCCAGACUGUGCUGUGUAAAAGCUGCGUUUGACUUUCUGCUCUUCUUGUAAUCCUCCUACCCAAGCUAAUGCAUCACAGUAUUUAAGGCCUAGUCAGAACUUCUAUGGUACUUGCACGAUUACUGAUUCCUGAGGCACUUGGUGCACCCCUGUCCUUUAUAGACUGUAUGUGGACUGUAAAUUCUGGAAGAUUUUUUAGUUUGGGAACGUAUGCUAUAACGGGUGUGUAUUGUACGUAUGCUAAACUGUAUGUAUGCUAAGGUAACAUAGGCUUUCUCCUUCUCUAGACACAACAUUCAUAAGAACCAGACUUGCCGUCCGUCUGUACUAGUGGGUUGUGAAUAUUGACAUUCUGUUUUUUGCCCUCCUCUUGACACUUUUGUCUAGUGAUGCUGUUUGUUAAUGACUGUUUGAAUGGUUGAAUCCUCCCUGUGAUGUAGGUUAACUGUACACCAUGCCACUGUUUGGAUGUGAAGAAUAUUCAAGUCCAAAAUAAAAACAAAUUAACUUUU
Molecule: messenger RNA, 9699 nt
Organism: Colossoma macropomum (tambaqui)
Lineage: Eukaryota; Metazoa; Chordata; Actinopteri; Characiformes; Serrasalmidae
Gene: srgap3
Product: SLIT-ROBO Rho GTPase activating protein 3
Exons: 23
Coding region: 651-4031 (1126 amino acids)
Biological process (GO): negative regulation of cell migration; signal transduction
Cellular component (GO): cytoplasm
Molecular function (GO): protein binding
Source: RefSeq, a predicted model, not a curated record